Molecule: messenger RNA, 5039 nt
Organism: Schistocerca gregaria
Lineage: Eukaryota; Metazoa; Arthropoda; Insecta; Orthoptera; Acrididae
Gene: Vps39
Product: vam6/Vps39-like protein
Exons: 17
Coding region: 1409-3988 (859 amino acids)
Biological process (GO): intracellular protein transport; vesicle-mediated transport; autophagy
Cellular component (GO): cytoplasm; membrane
Source: RefSeq, a predicted model, not a curated record
UUCCAAUGUGCUUUUAGGUUAUCUGUCAAACAGUGUGAUGAUGAGUCAUCUUAUAGAAUAUACUAAACUCUUCUGUGUUUAUUUUUAUUUUGUUCAUUGCCUCGUCAUCAAAGUAACUGGUCAGUUGUAAAUAGAGGGUAUUGGUACGAAGUUUCGUGACGUACUGGUCAGCAAAAUCAACAAAAUUGUGAUAGGCUACUUUGUUAAAGCCUGUUGUUUACAGUUCUCUGCUUUCUGCUGAAGAUGUAUAUCAGAUUUUUGUGUUGCCGAUGAAAUAUACUAGCAUCAGAGAAAAUUAAACUGGCCAUACGAGUGUGGUUACAGUGAAUGAAUAUAGUAUGAUGUUUCACUGAGAACACGGAUUAGAAUUCACAUGACUCCCAGUACAAAAAUUGACGGCCUUCAUGACCCAUUUCCUGUCAGUUAGACCACAGUGGGGACACAGUCCUUAGGUGGACAGCGUGCCAGAUAUUAAAAUAAUUUUAGUACUGUUUAUUGGUGGACUCAGAUGGUCCAAAUGAGUUGCUUUGCAAGGUGUUGCUACUGAAUUGAUCACUGCAUCCUGUGUCUGUCUUAAAUGAAGCUUUGGGCUGACUUUUCUAUCUCUUGAGUAGCUGUGCAUAUAUCCUUCGUCUCUUUCUGACAAAGAGUUGUAUUAAUUUCUUGAAGCCAUUUUUCACCAUCUGUCUGUUUUUCUAUUUGAAACAAACACUUGAUUACAGGGGCAAUUGGCUACUUUUGCUCCCUUGAACAUACAUUACCUAGGAAAAUCACUCAAAACUACAAUUGACAUCUCUUAUUCCCAUUGAAUAGCAGUUCCAAAUGUAAGGUUCCAUAUAGAGAAGAAAAAAGUUCAACUGAUGUGCAGGUCUAGUCACUAAAUGAAAACAAGGCAACAUAUGUCUAGAAACAAAAUCCUACAUGACAUGUUCGAUGUCUUAAAAUCGAGUGACAGGAAUGUUAAGAACCCAAGAACACAUCAGCUCCUGGGUGUUGACAUAAAUAAAAUGAUACAAAACUUAACAAUACUUCAGCCACCUUUGAGCAUUUUUAUAUGCAAUUGUCCAGGAAAUUAGGUAGAUGAUAGUAAGUGCAAUAAAAUUAUAUGGAAUGGAUACAUUACAUAAUUAGGUAAAAGAGAAUACAUCAUUAGGUAAAUGACAAUGAAUGCUAGCAAUGCUCAGUAUGAAUUAUGUUUAUAUUAUACAGUUUGUUGUUUAUCUAUAGUUCAUUAGCAUGAAAGAUGUAGGCCAUUUGCUGUACCCUUCUGGAAAUUGUGAUCAGAGUAAAAUUCUGUUUCAUUGUAAUCCACCAUCUGCACUGAUGUGGUGCCUAAACCUCCAUAUGGAUUGCACUUUUCAUUCUAGAUGACAACUUACUUGUGGGAACCAAAACUGGGCAUCUGCUUAUGUACUCCAUCCUCUGCCGGGGAACGAAUAGCUAUGAUGCUACUACCUCAGGCUCCGGAGCUAACAAGCAUGAUGUCCAGCUGUUGCGCUACAACAAGAACUUCAGCAAGAAACCGAUACAGCAACUUGCUGUUGUGCCGGACUACCAGAUCCUGGUCAGUCUAUCAGAUAACGUCAUCUGUGUGCAUGACAUGAAUGCCAUCAACUUCCCAACUAUGACAACAGUACAUAGAACCAAGGGAGCAACGCUGUUUGCUUUAGAUAUCAAGAAAUACACGUCACUAACAGGAGAGACGACUGUGGCAGUUCGCAUGUGUGUUGCAGUAAAAAGGAGGCUACAGCUAUUCUACUGGAAGAAUGGCAGCUUUCUAGACCUUCGAGAUGAUGUCAUAGUAUCGGACAUUCCGCGUGCGCUAGCUUGGUGUGAUGAAACUAUAUGUGUUGGUUUCAAGGGAGAAUAUUGCCUCGUCCAGCUCUCAAAUUCAACAGGGACACAACAGGAAUUGUUUCCAAUGGGCAAGCAUCAGGAGCCAAGUGUCACAAAACUGUCAAAUGGAAUAUUCGCUCUUGGAAAGGACCAGCAAUCUAUCUUCAUGACAACAACAGCAACCCCAGCCUAUAAGCAUGCUGUCAAGUGGUCUGAUGUCCCAGUGGCAAUUGCAUACGACGAGCCGUACCUGGUGGCGGUCCUGCCAGAAGGCUUGGAGGUGCGUACUCUGGAGCCGGGCGCCCCACUGUUGGUGCAGAGCAUUGCACUGCCACCCCCGCAGCGGCCGAGACUGGUGGCGCCCUGCCGGCGGGGGCUGCUCUACCUCGCCUCUCCCGCCUUCGUCUGGUGCCUCCAGGCCGCAGAGCUGUCUCGCCAGAUCUCCACCUUGCUGGAGCAGCGCCAGUUCCAGCUCGCUCUGCGGCUUACGAACAUAUCAGAUGAGUCAGAGGAUGAGAAAUCGAAGAACAUCUAUCACAUACAGACACUGUAUGCAUUUGACCUUUUCAAGAAUAAGCAGUUCCAUGAGUCUAUGAAGGAGUUUCUCAAACUGGGAACAGAUCCGUAUGAUGUGAUUCGUCUGUUCCCGGAUCUGCUUCCGCAGGAGACACGACAGCCGACUCCGGACAGUCCCGACAGGCACCCUAUUCGACAGAAGCUUCAAGAUCGAGAGCUCGAAAAUGCUCUUCUUGCGUUGAUUGAAUUCCUCACUGAGGUCCGUCUUAAAUUGAUGGCUGGCAACACUGUCCAAAACAAAGCCAUGGGUAACAAUGUGAAUAAUAACAACAAUUAUAAUAUAAGGAACAGUGACAUUGUAGUUGCAGAGGGAAGCAACAUGAACAAGUCAACACAACAGCUGCUGCAAAUCAUAGACACAACUCUGCUGAAAUGUUACCUUCAGACAAACGAUGCCUUGGUGGCUCCCCUGCUGAGGCUGAACCAGUGCCACCUGGUGGAGACAGAGAAGACCCUGCGGAGACACCAAAAGUACAGUGAGCUGGUGAUCCUGUACCAGACCAAGGGCCUGCACCGAAAGGCACUGGAACUGCUGCAGAAGCAGGCCGACCAAGUAGACUCGGCCCUGUAUGGACAUGAACGCACCAUCCAGUACCUACAGCACCUUGGCAAGGAUCACAUAAAUCUGAUCUUCGAUUUUGCCGGCUGGGUGCUGGAGAGAAGUCCCGAGGAAGGCCUGCGGAUAUUCACGGAUGAUUUGCAUGAAGUUGAGCAGCUACCUCGUCCCAAGGUGCUGGAUUUUCUGCUCAGGAAUCAUAGUGACCUUGUAGUGCCAUAUCUGGAGCAUGUGAUUCAUGUGUGGCAAGAAAAGAACUGCAUCUUCCACAAUGCUCUGGUGCAUCAAUACAGGGAGCACAGUUUGCAACUUCUACAAAACCCUGAGACUUUUGAGGCCGGACGUGCUUUACGUGUGAAGCUGCAAGACUUUCUCGAGGUGUCUGAACACUAUACGCCCGAGACUGUGCUCAUUCACUUCCCGUAUGACAAUCUCUUUGAGGAACGUGCUACAGUUCUCGGAAAACUGGGUCGUCACGAACAGGCCCUGUCAAUCUAUGUCAGUGUUCUUGGUGAUGUGGAGCAGGCAAUGCGGUAUUGUGAUAAGGUGUAUAGGCAGCAGGCAGAGGGUGCCGAUGAGGUGUACGCGAUACUGAUGCGCAUGCUGGUGAAUCCGCCAGAGAGCUGGCUUGUCGGUGUCCCGUCUCCGCCGACCGUCCAGCCAGACCUGGAGGCUGCCCUCGCACUACUGGAGCAGCAUGCCAGCAAGAUUCAUCCUGUCAAAGCCCUGACGGCGCUUCCAGAUCGAGUCCCUCUGAUCCGCAUCAAGCACUUCCUCGAGUCGAGUCUGCAGCACAAACUGAGUGAGCGCAGAACGACACAGGUUCUCAAGGGUCUACUCUACGCUGAACAUUUACAGGUGCAGGAGAUGAGGAUGCAGUACGAAUCUCAGAGCAUUACCAUGACGGAGUUCAACGUGUGUCCUGUCUGUAAGAAGCGGUUUGGAAAUCAGAGUGCCUUUGCUCGGUACCCGAAUGGUGACAUAGUCCAUUACUCGUGCCAGGAGAGGCGGACUACUUAGCGGAAACUGCCUGGUUUGUCUUUGUGCUCAUCACAGAAGCUUUGUGAAAAUGCAAACCGAGUACCUCUUUGUAUUCUAAAAGUGUGCAGACAGGUCUGUAUCUGCUGACAUGUCGAUUUGGCAGAAUACAUGUAGACCAGUUUGUGGGAAUACUGUUCGGUAGCUUACGGCAGUUUACAGUUAGCGCUCUGAGGGGAGCAUGUAUUUGAGAACCGAAGCUAGUCAAGUUGGAGGGCCCCCAUGUUAUGGCAUUAGAGCCUGACUGUCACUUUGUGUAUUUUGGCCAAGACACUGCGAGUCAAGUUUUAAUUGAUCUGGUUAUAUUUUGCACCUCAAAUGCACAACAGCUUCUAACGUAUGCAGUAAGGACUGUAGUAAUCAUGUAUGUUCAGAUAAAUAGGUGCCGUGUGAAUCUUUGUCAGGUACAUUAAUGCUUUCCUAAUAAGUUUGUUUGGGAAAAAUAAAAUGUUCAGCCUUUUUGUUACAUUCAGUGGUGGGCAUUCAGAUUUUUGUCAUUGUGACACUUGUGUUGAGAUUUUUAUCACAAUUAAAUUUUUUUGUGAAAGACUUUAUUUUUUGUUAAUAGAUUAAAAAGUUAUCACACAUGUUAAUCUUUGAUAAACUAGGACAAUUACACAUAAAAUGUUUUAAUUUUAUAUUGUAUAGCUGUAAGAACUUGCAUGAACAACAGAAGCAGCAAAGUGCCUUUUUCCACCACAGUUUCUGUUACGUAUAGGCCAUGUUCUAUCACAUUUUGGGCAGAGUAAGCCAGUUCUUCCAUUUUAAUUUUUUUAAAUAUUUUUUGCUACAAACAUUUUAAACAGUCUUGAUUGCCUGUGCGGAAAGGCGACUUAAUAAGAGCAUCUGCCCAGUGUUCCAUAAUUUGUACCAGUGGGAGCAUUGUUGUUGUUAACAGUUUCAAGCUUCUCACAUGUUCAGUAAUAAAACAGCAACUUUAUUUAAGCCUGCAUGUGAUAACAUGUUCAUAUUUAUGACUCGGUCUAGUGAGAAAAAUAUUGGAAAUAAAAACUUGUUUAUAGCUUCUUUUUAA